Molecule: messenger RNA, 312 nt
Organism: Thelazia callipaeda (thelaziosis nematode)
Lineage: Eukaryota; Metazoa; Nematoda; Chromadorea; Rhabditida; Thelaziidae
Source: the annotation of a GenBank genome assembly
AUGUCUGGACGCGGUAAGGGUGGUAAGGGACUUGGAAAAGGAGGUGCUAAACGUCAUCGUAAGGUCCUUCGUGAUAAUAUACAAGGGAUAACAAAACCAGCCAUUCGACGUUUGGCUCGACGUGGUGGUGUCAAGCGUAUUUCUGGCCUCAUAUAUGAGGAGACACGUAGUGUUCUGAAGGUUUUCUUGGAAAAUGUAAUUCGUGACGCUGUGACGUACUGUGAGCAUGCUAAGCGAAAGACAGUUACGGCAAUGGAUGUCGUAUAUGCACUGAAACGUCAAGGACGUACACUUUACGGUUUUGGUGGAUGA